Molecule: messenger RNA, 1055 nt
Organism: Vitis vinifera (wine grape)
Lineage: Eukaryota; Viridiplantae; Streptophyta; Magnoliopsida; Vitales; Vitaceae
Product: two-component response regulator ORR9
Exons: 5
Coding region: 184-912 (242 amino acids)
Biological process (GO): phosphorelay signal transduction system; cytokinin-activated signaling pathway
Source: RefSeq, a predicted model, not a curated record
CCUUCUACUCCAACCCACAUUGCUUCUCAACUACUUCAAAUAAAACCUACGGCAUUCUCCCACCACCACCACCUCCUCCACCUCCACUACCACCGCCACCGCCACCACCACCACUACCUUUCUCUAACAUACUUAUUAAUUAUAUAUAUACAUAGAGAGAGAGAGAGGCUGAGCAGAAUUAGGAUGGAUCUUGUUUCGUUAGAGCAGAUGGAAAUGAAGCAAGACAAUGAAAGCACCCAGCAGCAGAAGCAGCUGGAACAGCAUUUUCAUGUUUUAGCGGUGGAUGAUAGUCUUAUUGACAGAAAGCUUCUGGAGAAGCUGCUCACUGUUUCUUCAUAUCAUGUGACUUGCGUGGAAUCUGGGGAUAAAGCUCUUGAGUACCUGGGUCUGCUAGAUGGCCGAGACAAUGAUACUACAUCUUCUUCUUCUUCUUCUUCUUCUUCUUCUUCUUCUUCUUCUUCCUCAUCAUCAUCUUCUUCAGCCAAACCUUCCCAGCAAGAGAUGCAGGGGUUGAAAGUGAACUUGAUCAUGACAGACUAUUGUAUGCCCGGGAUGAGCGGUUAUGAUUUGCUGAAACGAGUCAAGGGAUCUUCAUGGAAAGAUGUUCCAGUUGUUGUCAUGUCAUCAGAGAAUGUACCCUCCAGAAUCAACAUGUGUUUGGAAGGAGGGGCAGAAGAUUUCCUGUUGAAGCCUGUUCAGUUAUCGGAUUUGGAGAAGCUUCAACCUCAUCUACUCAAAUCUCUUAGCCAGUACCCCUGUGAAAACAUCAACAGUAGUAACGAGGAUGACGAAAACAUAAAUAAAAACAACAGUACUAGUUGCAGCAGCAGUAAGAGCAACAAUGGAGUUUGCAAAAGGAAGGCAUUAGUGUCUGCAGAUCCCUUAGAGAGAAGAUCAAAACUAAAAGAUUAGGGGUUGUAUAAGUAGUAAAGUUCAAUGGGGUAUAGUGCAUUUUCAAGUUAUGGGGCAUAUAUAUGACCCUAUGUUUCAUCAGAGUACGUACUACUGCUGGUUCCAAUAUCAGUUCAAAUAGAUCAUGAACAGUUCUAUGAGCA